Molecule: messenger RNA, 3156 nt
Organism: Raphanus sativus (radish)
Lineage: Eukaryota; Viridiplantae; Streptophyta; Magnoliopsida; Brassicales; Brassicaceae
Product: protein argonaute 4
Exons: 23
Coding region: 156-2927 (923 amino acids)
Biological process (GO): regulatory ncRNA-mediated post-transcriptional gene silencing
Cellular component (GO): cytoplasm
Molecular function (GO): protein binding; RNA binding
Source: RefSeq, a predicted model, not a curated record
CGAAGGAUCCCUGGAUAUAUGCCACUGUUUACUGAUCAAUUACCCCUUUAGCUCGGAGCAGAAAAAAAAAGAGAGAGAGAGAGAGUCUCAGAAACAAAAUCUCUAUUUUACGACUUAGGGUUUCGUCGCCUGUUUCAUCGAUACAUUCAAAGGACAUGGAUUCUACUAGCGGUAAUGGAGCUGAGAUUGAGUCAGCAAAUGGUAGCGGUGUGGUUACGGACGCACUGCCCCCUCCUCCACCGGUCAUACCUCCCAAUGUGGAGCCUGUGAAGAUCACAACCGAAGUGGCUGAGAAGAAAAACGUGAGAGUCCCUAUGGCUCGUGAUGGCUUUGGAACAAAGGGUCAAAAGAUUCCACUUUUGACUAACCAUUUCGGUGUCAAAGUUGCUAACCUUCAGGGAUACUUCUACCACUACAGUGUGGCGCUCUUCUAUGAUGAUGGUCGUCCUGUUGAGCAGAAAGGGGUCGGAAGAAAAAUCCUUGACAAGGUUCAUGAGACUUAUCACACGGACCUCGAUGGGAAGCAUUUUGCCUACGAUGGAGAGAAGACUCUCUUCACUUUUGGAGCUUUGCCUAGCAACAAGAUGGACUUUUCUGUUGUCCUUGAGGAAGUGUCUUCAGCUAGGACUAAUGGAAAUGCAAGCCCCAAUGGGAAUGAAGAGCCAAGUGACGGUGGCAGAAAAAGACUUCGUCGGCCUAACCGUUCCAAGAGCUUCAGAGUGGAGAUCUCCUACGCUGCAAAGAUUCCUCUACAGGCUCUCGCUAAUGCCAUGCGUGGUCAGGAAUCCGAGAAUUCACAGGAGGCUAUAAGGGUCUUGGACAUCAUCUUACGUCAGCAUGCUGCUAGACAAGGUUGUCUACUUGUGAGACAGUCAUUUUUCCACAAUGACCCGACUAACUGUGAACAAGUUGGUGGUAACAUCUUGGGAUGCAGAGGAUUCCAUUCAAGUUUCAGGACAACGCAGGGUGGAAUGUCACUUAACAUGGAUGUUACAACCACGAUGAUAAUCAAGCCUGGUCCGCUUAUUGAUUUCGUUAUUGCUAACCAAGGUGCAAGGGAUCCGUUCACUGUUGACUGGUCUAAGGCUAAAAGGACACUUAAGAACCUGAGGAUUAAAGUCAGCCCCUCAAACCAGGAGUACAGGAUCACUGGCAUGAGUGACAAGCCUUGCAAGGAACAGACGUUUGAGUACAGGCCAAGGAACGCGCCCAAGAAUGAAAAUGGAGAGUCUGAAACUAUUGAAAUAACGGUGUAUGACUACUUCCUGAGAGAAAGGAACAUGGAGUUGCAGUACUCUGCGGAUUUGCCUUGCGUCAAUGUUGGGAGGCCAAAGCGACCCACCUAUAUUCCCCUUGAGCACUGCACCUUGAUUCCUCUUCAGAGGUACACAAAGGCGCUGAACACCUUCCAAAGAUCUGCCCUCGUUGAGAAAUCUAGACAGAAGCCCCAAGAGAGGAUGAAUGUUCUUUCAAAGGCUCUGAAAGUGAGCAACUAUGACAGUGAACCUCUCCUGCGCUCCUGUGGCAUUUCUAUCAGCUCCAACUUUACUCAGGUUGAGGGUCGUGUGCUGCAAGCUCCUAAGUUGAAAAUGGGACGUGGGGAUGAACUGUUUCCCCGCAAUGGUCGCUGGAACUUCAACAACAAGCAAUUUGUUGAGCCAACCAAGAUUGACAAAUGGGCCGUUGCAAAUUUCUCUGCUCGCUGUAAUGUGCGUCAACUGGUUGAUGAUCUGAUCCGAAUUGGAGGAUCCAAAGGAAUUGAAAUUGCUGCUCCCUUUGAUGUGUUUGAGGAGGGUCAUCAGUUUCGCCGUGCUCCUCCUCUUAUUCGAGUUGAGAAGAUGUUUGAAGAGAUCCAGUCUAAACUCCCUGGUGCUCCACAGUUCCUUCUGUGUCUGCUCCCCGAAAGGAAGAACUGCGACAUUUAUGGGCCAUGGAAGAAGAAGAACUUAACUGAAUACGGCAUCGUUACUCAGUGCAUGGCUCCGGUGAGGCAACCUAAUGAUCAGUAUCUAACGAACUGUCUUCUGAAGAUCAAUGCUAAGCUUGGAGGCCUGAAUUCCAUGCUGAGUGUUGAGCGCACUCCUGCUUUUACUGUGAUCUCGAAGGUUCCAACCAUCAUCCUUGGUAUGGAUGUCUCACAUGGAUCUCCUGGACAGUCUGAUGUCCCGUCCAUUGCUGCUGUGGUGAGUUCAAGGCAGUGGCCUCUAGUCUCGAAGUACAGAGCAUCUGUUCGCACACAGCCUUCAAAAGCUGAGAUGAUUGAGUCACUGGUCAAGAAGAAUGGAACAGAAGAUGAUGGCAUAAUCAAAGAGUUGCUUGUAGAUUUCUACACCAGCUCGGGUAAGAGAAAGCCAGAGCAUAUCAUCAUCUUCAGGGAUGGCGUUAGUGAAUCUCAGUUCAACCAGGUUCUGAACAUUGAGCUCGAUCAGAUCAUUGAGGCCUGCAAGCUUCUAGAUGAGAACUGGAACCCAAAGUUCCUCUUGUUGGUUGCUCAAAAGAAUCACCACACCAAGUUUUUCCAGACAAACUCUCCUGACAACGUUCCUCCAGGGACAAUCAUCGACAGCAAAAUCUGUCACCCAAAGAACAAUGAUUUCUACCUCUGUGCGCACGCUGGAAUGAUUGGAACAACACGUCCUACGCAUUACCAUGUCCUGUAUGAUGAGAUUCAUUUCUCACCUGAUGAGCUUCAAGAGCUCGUCCACUCCCUCUCUUACGUGUACCAAAGAAGCACGACCGCCAUCUCUGUUGUUGCACCGAUAUGCUAUGCUCACUUGGCAGCUGCUCAGCUAGGAACGUUCAUGAAGUUUGAAGAUCAGUCAGAGACGUCCUCAAGCCAUGGUGGCGUGACAGCUCCAGGACCAAUCUCUGUUGCUCAGCUCCCUAAACUCAAAGACAACGUCGCCAAUUCCAUGUUCUUCUGUUAGGUGUAGAAGAAGAAGAAGUAUCUCUCCCUCUCUAAUGUGCAGAAGUCUGUUUUCCACAACUUGGCUCUUUUAAGUACUCUAGUAAUCGGCUUUUAUCCUUAGGAUCUCUCUCGGCUUUUUAUAAGUGGUUUAAGGCAACCAAACGAUAGACGUGGUAUGUAUUUUGUGACUUUAUUCGCCAGUCUUGUUACCUGUAGGGGGCUUGAAAUAUACUUUUGCCCAUCAACUC